Molecule: messenger RNA, 2471 nt
Organism: Heterocephalus glaber (naked mole-rat)
Lineage: Eukaryota; Metazoa; Chordata; Mammalia; Rodentia; Bathyergidae
Source: RefSeq, a predicted model, not a curated record
GCUUGCAGGAGACUAGGACUCACUGCAGAGGUUCUGGUAACGUCCCCUUCCCCUGUUCCCUACACCUGGGGAAGGACAGAGCACAAGGAGCCCUUGUCAUCCUUCUCCUGGCUCCGUAUUCCGGGGUGGGGACUUCACUCUGAUAACAUUCUCCCCGGGACAAGGCAGGCUAGGGCAGCCGGGAUGGCUAAUUACACAAAUUAGCACCAUCCAUUCAUGGAGUCCAAACCAAGCAGGGCAACCAGCCCUGCAGAUUUCAGGAGGCUUUGUGCAGGCAGCAGAGGGUCAGUUCCUGCCUUCAGGGUGGCCCAGCACCGGACAAAGCUCAGCAACAGCAGGGAGAGCAGGAGGAGCGUGGACAUGGGGACCGUGCGGCUGGUUCUGCUGACCUCGGGGCUGAGCCUCUUCUCCGUGGUGCAAGCUGACAUGCUCCCUCUGACUCCUGCCAGCUCUGAAGAGCUUUUAGGAACCUGGUACAUAAUACGCUGGGCGGGAGACAUGCCUAUUCCUGGAAGGAAGAAGACCAGCCCACUGCCGCCCUUCACGUUCAUCAGAAACAGAAUCAGUAAGCUGGAGUUCAGGAUGAACAUCAAGAAAUCCACCGGAUGUUUUCUGUUCAAGCUGCCUCUGGAUGAAUUUGAUGCCAUUGGCGUCUUCCAUGCCUGGUCAGGACAUUUCAUCAUCAUCCAGUUCCUGCUGGGGAAGGAUCAUGCCAUUGCCUACUACCAGGGCAGGAUGGACAAUACCAUCUACAAGAUGAUGAUGCUUGUGGGUGAGUUCCCGGCCUUGCUGUGGCUAUGGGAGUUGAUCAAGGGCUCUGAGGCACCAGGCAUGGACAGGCUGCACUGCCUUCUUGCCCAGUCCCCUCCAGCUCCCACCCAGGGCGCUGUUCCUGGGAUCACUGGACUCUCCCUGCACUCGUGUUAACAUCUCUGGUGCCUGGACCCCACACCUACUCGUGUUGGCAUGGCUCCUCACUUCCUUCUUCCCCUGCACCAGCAGCUGGUGUGGUCAUGCCCUGAUGCGGGGUUUCCCUGGAGCCCAUCUGCCCUGGGCACACUGGGCAAUGACCAGAGACACGUGUUAUUGUUAUGAGGGAGCAAUGGGGCCCUGGCAUCUGCAGGGUGGAGGCUGGAGCUCUAAUCAACUCCCUGCCACCACCAAGAGUAUCCGCCUUCCAAGACCAGCAGUUCUCAGGUGGAGAUCCUGGACCUGACUUUCACCACCACCCAUCCAUCAGCCCCAUCUCGAUGCGGAGGCUCAGCUCUCCCCACCCUCUCUAACCCCCGCUGGAAAUCCCAGUGCUUCUGCACCAAGGAUCCCUUGUGACCUGGGCACUCAUAAAUUUCCUCCCACUCUAGUCCAGGAUCCCACCUCCUCCCUUUCCUCCGGAAGCUUCCCCGGGUCUGGCCACCCCUGUCCUCAGUCCUGGGAGGCUCUGAUCCCACAAGUUACCAGCGAUCAUCAGUGCAGGAGCUCAGGCUGAAGCGGGGAGACGUGGACAGGGACACUCAGGACCGCGUCAUUACCUCGGGCCUCGGGGCCCUGAGUGCUCCACAGACCCUCGCAGAUGUCACUCCCCACCUCCUGUGCUUGAUCGCACUCCACAUGCUCCCCACGCCUCAGGGCUGCCCUGACUCCAGUGAGGGUGAAUGUCCACACCUAACAUGGCUCAGGCGGGGUGGGGUUCCUGGUGUGCAAAGUGCCCUGGGCCGGACUGGAGCCGAGGACGGACGAGGCCAACAGCUCUCCUCCUGAGGACCAGAAGUCUCAGGAAAGCCUCCCUGGUGGGCACUGGAGGGAGCUGGGCAGGAAGGCAGUGCACCCUGUUUGUCCCCAGCGAUCCCUGGCAUGCAGGGAGCCUUGGGCAGGAUUCGGGGGUGGGGGCCGUGUUGCCAUCAGGAGGUGCCUGGGCUACAGCCUCUGAGUCCAGGUCUCCCGAGAGAGAGGCCAGAACCAAGGAGACACUGAGGUCACUGAAGGAGCCAAGAACACACAGGCCGUGUGCGGGUCACUGAUGAGUGGCCCUCUGCCCUUGCCACCUUGUGCCUCCUCCCAUCAUGACUCAGGAGCAUCCUACCUGGACAGACCGGGGGAAGCCAAGGCAGGAUGUCCCUGAGCCCGGGAUGUGCCUGUUCGGGGACCUCUGUCCCUUACUCUUCUCUCCAGCACCAGGUCAGGUGACCCUCUUCCUGGGGAGACUUCAGAAGGGAGAACCGGCUGGAAGACUGCUGGCCUCCAAGGAGGCGAACCUGCUUAGGGGGCUGAUGUCCCAAACAAGGCUCAGACAGGACUCCUGCUGAAGACUCCUACCCGGCCGGUCUUCACAGGACGUUUGCAGUGGGGCCUUUCAAGCUCUGCUUGGAGUCCUUCCAGUGCCUGGAGGGAGAGGCCCUCCCAGCCCCCUCUUUCCAUCCCAGACCGGGGUGGGGGGGUUCCUGUCUCCCCUCCCUGACCCUCACCCAUCUGGU